AUGGAGAAAUCGAACAACGCAUCUGGCGUAUAUGACGCCGAAUCCCUCCAAGCCACCAACUCCAUCGCUGAUGCAGACUCCGUGGAUGGAGGUCUAUCCAAUGUUACCUCCGGGUCUCGUCUAUACCAGAUCUACCACUCCAUGUUCCGUUACGACUACAACGUGAUGACGGCCGACAAAACGCCGCUCUUUCACGUGUAUAAUUCCACCUUCACACCGAAGAAACCUGAACUCACUGUCCACGCCGGAAGCGACGAAAAGGGCCCUAGAGUCGCCGCCUGCAAGUUUCUGCACUUUUCCAGACAUGUGAAAGUCUGCUUAGGAGACCCUGAAAACGUCGGUUCUGCUCAGUGGGAAGAUCUCUUAUGCCAAAAUCUCCGGCACAACAAGUAUCGUUGGCAAAUGACUGUCAAAAGUGCUGGCGGCCCGGAAAGACGGUCUUUCCUGUGGAAGUCAACCCGCUCGGUUGGUGUUGGGGGCGAGAAGCCUUCUGUAUUCAACUCCAACUGUUGGAAGUUGGUCGAGGAGCGGUCCGGACGGGUUGCCGCCGUGUUCACAGGCACGAUGACAAGCAUCAAGAAAAGCGGGAAACUGCAGGUGGAUGCAGACUAUGGCCAAGAGUUUGAUCUGAUGGCUCUUGUGACUGUGCUCGCAUUGUAUGAAAAGCAACGACGUCGCAGCAAUAGCGCAGGAGGCGGUGGUGGUGGUGGAGGAGGUGGCGGCGGCUGA
Molecule: messenger RNA, 729 nt
Organism: Aspergillus terreus NIH2624
Lineage: Eukaryota; Fungi; Ascomycota; Eurotiomycetes; Eurotiales; Aspergillaceae
Exons: 1
Coding region: 1-729 (242 amino acids)
Source: RefSeq, a predicted model, not a curated record